ACCUACUUGGUGUAAAAGUGAAUGCACAAAAUACAUUUUAAAAAAUUUUAUUCUCUUGACCCGUUAAGUUUGCUCGGUUGUCUGUUUGGAGGAACCCAUAACAGACCCCUUUAUACGGACCCAUAGACUGCUGAGUGGGGGAGUUCUGAUUUUAACUGCAAAAUAAAUUUCAGAUUCAUUUCAUUUAUUUAUUCAUCAUUCAUCUUCAGUAAGAACUUUAUCCAGGUCUGGCAUGCACCGGAUCUGGAGUCUACCCCGGGAACAUCGGAACACAGGACACAUGGAGGGAAUUCAGCCUUCCCUCAGUUCAGUUUCUCUGAACGGAUAGGAGGGCUCCAUUCUGUUGCACAACUGAUCGAACUCUAAAAAUCUUGUAGAUUUGGUUGUCUCUCUACGGGUCCUCUAUGCAGUGGUCACACAGAAACACACAUGCUGCAAAAGACAUGCAAACCUUCAGACACAAGUUUCGGAAAACCCAACAUGAUGACAGUACAGAUGAUUAUUUGGAGGAUGAUGAAGAGUUACCGAAUCUGCGUUUUUACCAAAACGACAUGCCUUUCUACCCUGAUGGUGUGUUGAUUAAGGAUUUUCACAUUUUCUGGUUUGGUGACUACGACAGGCUGGAAUAUGUGCACUCCUACAUUCAAUGGCUGUUUCCAAUUCAGGAGAAGGGAAUGAACUAUGCAUCACGUGAACUUAGCCUAAAAGAAAUCAAGCUGUUCCGUACAGAUGAGGAGGUGCAGAGAAGAUUGUUGACGUCUUACAAGCUCAUGUUGGACUUCUAUGGCAUAGAACUUGUCAGCGAGGACAGUGGAGAAGUGAAACGUGCAAAAAACUGGAAAGAGCAAUUUGCAAACUUAAAUAGAAACACACACAACAAUCUUCGCAUUAUACGCAUCCUAAAGUGCCUGGGUUUACUGGGGUUUCGUCACUAUCAAAAACCGCUGGUUCAUUUCUUCCUUGAGGAGACUCUAGUCAAUAACCAACUUCCACGAGUAAAGUACAGCGUUCUGGACUACUUUAUGUUCGCAGUUCUGGACAAAGAUGAACGAAAAGACCUGAUCAAAUAUGCAUACUGUCAUUUUAAGCCAAAAGAGGAUUUUGUGUGGUGUCCUAGGAGGAUUCGUAAUAAAUUGGAAAAAGAAACAGUGAGCCACAAAUUAAAUGCUGGUUCCAAUGAAGGAGAAUCAAGUGAUUCAACCUCUCAAAGUGAACAGAAUGAUCUGAUGAACAGCAGAGUACACAAGAAAAAUGAAUUCAAAACAGAUACUAAUGAAGACACAGGUAAUAAUAAAUCUCUUCGCUGUGAAAGCAGAAAUGAUGAGAAUGUGUCAGGUGAGAGUCAAGAUUCUGAGGAACAGGCUUCACAGCAUACUGAAAGAGAUUCCAAAGAAAAUGAUUCAAAAGAAAUCCAGAAGAGUGACAGUGAAUCAUCAGAAGACAGUAUGGCGACUGGAACUGCCACAAACACUGAGGCAAAUUCUACACACUAUGAUGCAGAAAAAUCAUCAGAUCAGAAUAGUUCUAAAUAUACUUUCUCUCCUGGAGAGGCCAAUGCAUCAAGUUGAACCUAUGAACAAACCUAUGAUCAAAACAUCUGGAUAAGAAACGUAGAAAUUGAGCAGAAAGAGAACAAUUGAGGGGAUGAAUUACUUAAUGAAGUCUAUUUUAAUCAAUUGAACAAGAAAAAAUGAAUAGAAAUAAUGUUUUUGUGUUUUCUGCAAAUCUGUUGAUAUCAGAGUGUGUAUUUUAUGACUAAAUAAAAUGUAGGAAUUCUGAUCCUGUCAAAGAAUGUGUUUCAUAACUGUCCCUCAGUGGUGGAAUGAACUUCCAACCUCAAUCCAGACAGCAGAAUCUGUCACUAUCUUCAAAAAACAGCUAAAGACCCACCUCUUCCGUGAACACCUAACUAAGCCCUAAAAUGAAAACCCCACAUUAUCCUUAAUAAAUAACUACAUAAAUAAAUAAAACCUACUCUGACACUUUCACCUCUACUCUGCACACUUUGCUUUUCUAGAACUCAAUUAAAAGAUGUUCUGUUGUAGCACUAUUUGUAUUGUUCUCUGCUUGAUAUCGUUGUAUUGUUCUCGCUUUGCUUGUAUUUCCUCAUUUGUAAGUUGCUUUGGAUAAAAGCAUCUGCUAAAUGAAUAAAUGUAAAUGUAAUAAACAGUGGAUGAA
Molecule: messenger RNA, 2178 nt
Organism: Ictalurus punctatus (channel catfish)
Lineage: Eukaryota; Metazoa; Chordata; Actinopteri; Siluriformes; Ictaluridae
Product: opioid growth factor receptor
Exons: 8
Coding region: 405-1568 (387 amino acids)
Cellular component (GO): membrane
Molecular function (GO): opioid growth factor receptor activity
Source: RefSeq, a predicted model, not a curated record